AUGUGGCUCGGUCUAGUGAUUGCCCACGGUGGCUGCGGUCGACAUUUCUGGCAAGUCACUACGGCCGAGUACGUCGACCUGCUGAAGUGGGCGCUCCCCGUCAACAUCUUUUACAUGCUGUCCGCCGACAUCGCCCAGCUCUCCCUUCUCGUUCUCUAUCUCAACCUCUCCCCGGACCGCACCUACCGGAUUGUACUGCAAGUUUUGAUCGCAGCUUUUGCCGUUUACGCUAUCAUAUACGCAGGCGUCAGCAUCUUUGGCUACCAGCCGUUCCAUGCGCACUGGGAUCUCGAGGCCAUGUCGACGGCCAGACGAAACGCAACAGGAGUCAUCUGCAUCGCAGCCUACUGCUGCUACCUCAAGAUUCAGCUCUUCAACAGCAGCGAAUACACCCACGGCCUCUCCAACGAGCUCUCGUGGAUGCACGGCGAGCUUGCCGGCUGCGUCAUCUGCGCGUCCGCGAGCACCACCCGGGCAUUCUUCGCGCGCUACGUACCCCGGUUCUUGGGCAGUCUGGGUAGCACCCUGCACCCCUGCAAGGUUGACGCAUACACGACGGGCUUGGAGCUCGAGGCGGACUGGCGGAAACAGGCAAAGGUGCAGCUGGACCGGCACGGCGCCAUCCGGCUCGAGUCAGACAACGCCGACCGUUCCGUCGUGCGUUUUUAA
Pyricularia pennisetigena is the source of this 669-nucleotide messenger RNA. RefSeq lists its product as uncharacterized. NCBI's taxonomy places the organism in Eukaryota, Fungi, Ascomycota, Sordariomycetes, Magnaporthales, Pyriculariaceae. Bases 1 to 669 code for a protein of 222 amino acids. The record is from RefSeq and is a predicted model, not a curated record. The transcript is spliced from 3 exons.